CUAACGAGAAGAUAGAUGUUACGACACCGUUUAAAUCAAAACGCUUCGUUCAGGUAGCGAGGGUUAAAAGCUAAAAAAGCAUCAUUCUAUUUUUUUCAAUGAAAAACGAAAGCGAAAAUGAAAUCUUUAUCCCCAAAAUUUUGAAAUUCAAAUCCGCGCUUAACAGUCUCUCUCUCUCUCGCUCUAUCUCUAGAGUAGGUCGUCGGCGAUGUUUUCCGGCAUGGAUAAUCGUAGGGGAACGGCGAAUGUGAAGAUGGAGAAUCAUUUCGUUCAGAUCUUUGAGAGGAAGAGGCGAAUCGUCGAGCAGGUCAAGCAACAAGUAGAUCUCUAUGACCACCAUUUAGCCUCCAAAUGUCUACUUGCCGGAGUAUCUCCUCCGCCGUGGCUCUGGUCUCCGUCUCUACCUUCCCAAACUGCCGAGUUGAAUAAGGAGGAGAUUAUAUCAGAACUUCUAUUUCCUCCAUCCAGACCUUCCAUCAUUUGUCCUAGCAAUCGUCCCUUUUCAUAUCAACGGCCUGUCAGUUUUCUAGCUGACAAUGUAGUAAGACAAGACCUGACGUCUAUGGUAAAUAACCCGCUAGAAGAGCAGUUGCUUGAAGAGGAACUUCAACACGACCUCUCACACAACUUAGUCAGACGGGUUUCAAAUCAUUCUCACGAGCAGGGUGCUAAUAUUGCAUCUCCUAGAGAUGUCCAUGAGAAAGAGAGACUGCCAGAAAGUGUCUCAAUCGGUUGCAAAGAGAAUCAAAGUUGUCCAUCUCUCGAAUACUCCCAGAAUCAGAGAGUUGAAACUAAUCUUGACGCUACAUCUCCUGGAUGUAGCCUAGGAAAAAGGGUUCCCAAAAGUGUCUCAACUACUGGUUGUAAGCGGAAACCAUCACCUCUCGGUUAUUUUCAAGAUGAAACUGAACCAGACACUAGCCUUGACCCUGGAUUAUCACUUGCUAAGAUGCAGAGAUCAAGGUCACGUCAAAAAGCUUUGGAGCUUCGUAGUAGUGCCAAAGCGUCGAAAAGCCGUUCAAACAGUAGAAAUGAUCUCAAACCUUCUCUGGGUGGAGAUAUAGGCUUUGGGAUUGCUUCUUUAAGGUCUGAUAGUGUUAGUGAGAUAAAGUUAUUUAAGCAUGAUGAGAAUGAUGAAGAAUGUCGAGACAACGUAGAGAACAGUAAUUCUCAAGGUAAAGGAGGGGAUCGUAGUAGUGCCAAAGCGUUAAAAAGCCGUUCAAACAGUAGAAAUGAGCUCAAACCUUCUCCGGGUGGAGAUGUAGGCUUUGUGAUUGGUUCUUUAAGGUCUGAUAGUGUGAGUGAGAUAAAGUUAUUUAAGCAUGAUGAGAAUGAUGAAGAGUGUCAAGGCGAAGUGGAGAACAGUAAUUCUCAAGGUAAAGGAGGGGAUCAGUGUAUUAAACGUAGUUUAACUACAGAGUCUCUUACCUUGCAUCAGAAAGUGGCUUCGGUGCAAAAAUCUUCGAGUGGGGAUUCUUAUGCUUCUAUUGUACCAGAAUCUCUACUCGAUUCUGGUCAUGCGAAAGACAUUGAUAUAUUACAGUCCAUUGAGACACUUGAUGAAGUAUCUGCCAAAGUAGAUGAGCAAGUGGAUGAUCCCAAAAGCAGAAGUUGCAAGGAAACAGCUAAUCUCAACGGAAGUACAAGAUCUAAAAGCUCAAGUCAAGGUAUCUCCAAGAGGAAACAUCAAAAAUCAAGCAACUCCUUUUCGGGUAACUUUCCAUCAAUAAGUUCAAAUCCCUCUCACUGUGCUGAUCAUGAAGUAGAAUUACCCCAAGUAAUACCUAUGACUAAUGAAGUUUCUAUGGUGACAGAUGCUGGAACGAGCAUCUUUCACUCUGAAAUCAUUUCAAGAUCCAGAAGUAAUGCUCGAGAAAAUAGAUCCAAGAUCGAGCAUUCAGGCUCUGUUGAGUCUUCUGCAAUUGACGUGGAGCCAAGAGAUUCAGUUUCAGUACUGCAAGGUAGCCAUGUAAAAGAUUCACUGAAUCCCUCUACUGUUGAUGUUGAAGGUUUAGUAGUUAUUACUAGCAACGAUCAAUCAGAAGAAAAGGGUGAAUAUGUUGACACUAACAGAUGUUCAAGUGCUGAAAGGGAAAGCCAAACUGGUAUCUCCCCAGAUGAGACCUUAUGUGUGGGUGCAAUCCAAGACUCUAUAUCCAAGACCAAGAUUUUGGGCUUUGUUGAGUCGUCUUCAGUUGAACCGCAGUCUAGACACUCAGUAAUGCAAUCAGACGAUGAAAGUGUAUUUUUGAAGCCUAUUGCUGUUACUGGUGAAGCUUUAUUAGUGGAGGAAGAUAAAAAUGGUGUAUCGAUUGAAAUUAGCAGUAUUUCAAAUUCUAGAAGCUUAAACCAAACAGACAUCACGGUAGUUGAGCCAUUGGUGGUUGAAGCUAUUCUUCAGGAAAGCGGUAUGCCGGCAAACUUGAUUGACUAUUCUAAAAGAUGUGAUAUUAGUUGUGGGUUCAAGGAAGUGCAGCCACUGGGUUCAUUGACCAAAGCUGGGAGUAGCCAAUGCCAUGAGAGAAUUAGUAGGCCAAGAAGCUCAGCCAUAGAAGAGAAAUCAGCAAAUGAAUAUAAGGCUCUUUCUAUUGGCUCUGAUCAUAAAUCGGCUGACAAACAGCUUGAAGUUAGAGAAGGGAAUUCAUCGCUGAGAACCCCUGAUCGCCCUGUUUUUGUGAAGCCUGAAUCACCCCAUCUUGAUGAUAAUGAAGAACACAACUUCGAUGAGGUUCCAGUGAAUAGUCGAGAAAAAUCAAUGAUGGAGAAGGUCCCCACACCAUCACCCGCUGCAAGGGUAUUUGAUGUCCCAUCUCUCACUGAAUCUGGAGUAAAUCUCUCGGCAGACAAUGAAAUGAAUGAAAUUGAGGAUCACAAUGGGUUAAAAAUAGAAAUGGUACCAGAAAUGGAAUCGCAUGCAAGCCACUCUGGCUUAAAAGUGGGAGAGAAUGAACCUACAGAGUCAAAUACAUUCACUGGCCAUAUAGAUGCGUUGACAAAGAGAUCUCAACAUGAAACAUCCUUUCAAAAAGGUGUUCCCCCAGUUAAAAGAGAUGUAACUUGUACAGAAACAGAUGAGUCUCAUGAUCCAAAGAGCUCUAUUCAGGAAUUUUUCUGCUCUAGUUCCUCCAUGGGGGGUUCCAUGCGGCAGAAUAAGCGGAGAAGAAUCCUGGAAAAACCAACUAGUAGAGUGCUUUCGUCUAGCCCAGGGGGAGACAUUCUCGAGCUAGAUUCUGUUUGGGAUACAGUACAUCAUAAGGAAGAAGCCGCAUGUCCCAACCUCGAUAACUAUGAGGUUGAGUUACAGAAGAUGCUAGGAUCUGCAUCUUCAGAUCACUAUGGUGUUGAGUUACAAAAGAUGAUCGGAUCCACAUCUUCAGCUGACUUACGAUUUGAAGAGAGUUACUUAUUCAAGGAAGCUGGAUUGAUGAGCCCUGCCUCACUUUCCUUCAGAACAGAACAGCCAAGUGUACAGAAGAGCCAAAUUGCUCCAGAUCACGGAGUUGGAUCAGAAAAGAUGAACUUUUUGCCAUAUGCUGGAGAAACCUCACAUGGAUUAGCUAGUUGCAUUGUUCACGAUUCAGAUGAUUCUCCUUGUUUAUCACCCUUGGGUGUGAUUAGCUCAGAUGAUGGAAGCCCCCCUGUUUUGGAGGGCUUUAUAAUCCAAACGGAUGAUGAAAAUCAAAGCGGCUCCAAAAACCAGUUAAAUCAUGACAGCUUCCAACUUCCGAGGACUACAGCAGAAAGUGCAGCAAUGAUAGAGCAGAUUUGCAAGUCUGCUUGCAUGAACACUCCAUCAUUACAGCUGGCUAAAACAUUUAAGUUGGAUGGAAAACUAGACUUGGAUCAGUCCAUUUCAAACGAACUGUUUGAUGGCAUGUUUUUCAGUCAGAAUCUCGAGGGUAGCUCUGUCUUUGAUAACUUGGGGAGAAACCAUGAUUAUACAGGAAGAUCGUACACUGACUCCCUGCCUCUGUUUGGUGCUGGCUCAUCUGCUGAGACUAGGAAUCCUUGCACGUCACCGACUGAGAAGUUGUGGUAUAGAAGUUUGCAAAAGUCUUCCAGUUCAGAGAAACGAAGCAGUCAGACACCAGACCUACCUUGCAUUAGCGAAGAGAAUGAGAACGUAGAAGAGGAGGCUGAGAACUUAUGUAUGAACACUCCAAAGUCUAUGAGGUCGGAGAAGCGAGGAAGCUCAAUUCCGGACCUUCCUUGCAUAGCUGAGGAGAAUGAAAACAUAGAUGAGAUAUCUGAAGCUGUCAAUGAAGGAUCUGGGUUUGAAAGGGAAAAUGUCUCUGCUGAAAGGAAACCUCAUGGUGAUGUUAAUGAAGACCCUAUGAAGUUUCUUCCAUCUGUUUCUGAAGCCAAGAUUCCUGUUGAUAGACAGAGUCUAGACUCUGUCAAUACUGCAUUCAGCUUUUCCGCUAAGUGCAACAGUGUCAAAAGUAAAGUGGGAAAGCUGAGUAACCGAAGAUUCACAGGUAAAGGUAAAGAGAACCAAGGUGGAGCAGGUACUAGAAGAAAUGUUAAACCGCCUAGUAGCAGGUUCAGUAAGCCUAAGUUGUCUUGCAACUCGAGUUUGACAACUGUAGGUCCACGAUUACCAGAAAAAGAACCUAGGCACAACAACAUUGUCUCAAACAUCACUUCGUUCGUUCCACUUGUGCAGCAGCAAAAACCAGCGCCUGCACUAAUUACAGGCAAGAGGGAUGUCAAAGUAAAGGCCCUGGAGGCUGCUGAGGCUUCAAAACGUAUUGCUGAACAGAAAGAGAAUGAUCGUAAGAUGAAGAAGGAAGCUAUGAAGCUUGAACGGGCAAGACAGGAACAGGAAAAUCUGAGAAAGCAGGAGAUAGAGAAGAAAAAGAAAGAAGAAGAUCGAAAGAAAAAGGAGGCGGAAAUGGCUUGGAAGCAAGAGAUGGAAAAGAAAAAGAAGGAAGAAGAGCGGAAGAGAAAGGAGUUUGAAAUGGCUGACAGGAAAAGGCAGAGGGAAGAAGAAGACAAAAAGUUGAAGGAAGCUAAAAGACAACGCAUUGCAGAAAUUCAGCGACAACAAAGAGAGGCUGAUGAAAAACUACAAGCUGAAAAAGAAUUGAAAAGACAAGCUAUGGAGGCGAGGACUAAAGCACAGAAGGUACUCAAAGCAGACCAAAGUAAUGCUGAGAAAAUCCGAGGACAAGCAAGAUCAAAGAGUAAUUCCAGUGACGAGACCAAUGCUUCAAGAAGCUCUAGAGAUAAUGACUUCAAGGUGAUAAGCAAUCCAGGGAACAUGUCUGAAGAACACAACAUGGGGAUUGAAGAAAUGGAAGAGUCGUACAACAUCUCUCCAUACAAAUGCUCGGAUGACGAAGAUGAAGAGGAAGACAACAAUGACGACAUGUCAAACAAAAAAUUUGUUCCUACUUGGGCCAGCAAGAGCAAUGUCCGGCUCGCUGUCAUUUCCCAACAAAAUCUUGAUCCCAAUAUUAUUUUCCCUGCAAAAAGCGUCUGCGAUGUAAGUAAAGCUCUAUCCAUGGCGAAACCAAUCUUCGUAUCAUCCGAUAACGUGAAUUUCACAUUCAAAUCCUUCACGAUUCGUAACCUCACUUUCCUCGGCGAUUCACAUCUCAGAAACGGCGUCGUUGGUCUCACGAGAGAGCUCGGUGUUCCCGAUACAAGCUCCGGUACAGUAAUCUACAACACUCCGAUUCGUUUUUACGAUCCGGAUUCAAACACCACGGCGUCUUUCUCCACUCACUUCUCCUUCUCCGUUCAAAACUUAAACCCAGAUCCAACCUCCGCCGGUGACGGACUCGCUUUCUUCCUCUCUCAUGAUAACGAUACUUUAGGUAGUCCCGGUGGUUACUUAGGUCUCGUCAAUUCCUCUCAGCCGAUGAAGAAUCGAUUCGUCGCUAUCGAAUUCGAUACGAAAUUGGAUCCUCAUUUCAACGAUCCAAGUGGUAAUCACGUUGGUUUAGAUGUUGAUAGUUUGAACUCAAUCGCUACUUCAGAUCCUUCGAAUUCGGCUCAUAUUGAUCUUAAAUCUGGUAAAUCGAUCACUUCUUGGAUCGAUUACAAGAACGAUUUACGUUUAUUGAAUGUGUUCUUGAGUUAUACAGAUCCAAUCGUAACCACGAAGAAGCCAGAGAAGCCUCUUUUAUCAGUGAAGAUCGAUCUUUCUCCGUUCUUGAAUGGUGAAAUGUAUGUAGGAUUCUCAGGUUCAACAGAAGGAAGCACAGAGAUUCAUCUGAUUGAGAAUUGGAGUUUCAAGACUUCUGGGUUUCUUCCGGUGAGAUCGAAAUCUAAUCAUCUUCACAAUGUUUCAGAUAGUUCUGUGAAUGAUGAUCCUGUGGCUAUACCGAGUAAGAAGCGGAAGCAUCGACACAAUCUUGCUAUUGGACUUGGUAUUUCUUGUCCGGUGUUAAUCUGUGUAGCUCUCUUGGUGUUUGGGUACUUCACUUUGAAGAAAUGGAAAAGUGUGAAAGCAGAGAAGGAGCUUAAGACUGAGCUAAUCACAGGUGAGUUUGAUGAAGAAAUGAUGAAGAAACUGUUGCUUGUGGGUCUUAAAUGUGCUCAUCCAGAUGGUAAUGAGAGACCAUCAAUGAGACGUGUACUUCAGAUACUUAACAAUGAGGUUGAGCCAAGUCCGGUUCCGAAGAUGAAACCUACACUGUCUUUCUCUUGUGGGUUAAGUCUUGAUGAUAUUGUCUCAGAAGAUGAAGAAGGAGACAGCAUCGUGUUUUCUUGUGGUGCUGUAAAACAGUCGAUACGAGAUGAUUAUGCUUCUCACGAACCAUUUGGUGUCUCUGGAUUUGAUAUGGAGAAGAGCAUAUAUAACAUUCUUACAAUUGAUCGUUGGGGAUCUCUAAAUCAUAUGGAUUAUAGACAGGCUCGUCUUAGACCAGUUCAUGGGAAGCUGGCUUUGAAGUUUCUUAAAUGGGUAGUGAAACAGCCUGGUUUGGAUACUGAACAUAUUGUUCAGUUGUUCUGUAUUACUACACAUAUACUUGUUAGAGCCAGAAUGUAUGACCCUGCUAGGCAAAUCUUGAAGGAGUUAUCUUUGAUGAGUGGUAAAUCAAGCUUUGUUUUUGGUGCUUUGAUGGCCACUUACCGGCUUUGCAAUUCAAACCCUUCGGUUUUCGACAUCUUGAUUAGAGUAUAUUUGAGAGAAGGAAUGAUUCAAGAUUCUCUGGAAAUAUUUCGCUUGAUGGGUCUUUAUGGAUUCAACCCGUCUGUAUAUACUUGUAAUGCAAUACUAGGUUCCAUUGUAAAGAGUUGUGAGGAUGUGUCAGUCUGGUCUUUCUUGAAGGAAAUGCUUAAGAGGAAGAUUUGUCCUGAUGUGGCUACCUUCAAUAUACUAAUUAAUGUGCUCUGCUCUGAAGGAAGCUUUAAAAAAUCGUGUUAUCUAAUGCAAAAGAUGGAGAAGAGCGGUUAUGCGCCAACUAUAGUUACAUACAAUACUGUAUUACAUUGGUAUUGUAAAAAGGGAAGAUUUAAAGCUGCUGUUGAGCUUAUAGAUCACAUGAAUUCGAAGGGGGUCGACGCUGAUGUCUGUACAUAUAAUAUGCUUAUCCACAAUUUGUGCAGAAGCAAUAGAAGUGCCAAAGGUUAUUUGUUGCUGAGGGAUAUGAGGAAGAGGAUGAUUCACCCCAACAAAGUCACGUACAAUACACUUGUUAACGGUUUUUCUAAUGAAGGAAAGGUGCUCAUUGCUCGUCAACUUUUGAACGAGAUGCUAACCUUUGGACUUUCCCCAAAUCAUGUUACUUUCAAUGCUUUGAUUGAUGGACACAUUAGUGAGGGAAACUAUAAAGAGGCUUUGAAGAUGUUUUAUAUGAUGGAAGCAAAAGGUCUUAUACCUACUGAAGUUAGCUAUGGUGUACUUUUAGAUGGGUUGUGCAAGAAUGCAGAGUUUGAUCUAGCAAGAGGCUUUUACAUGAGAAUGAAGAGAAAUGGGGUCUGUGUUGGGCGAGUAACAUACACUGGAAUGAUUGAUGGGUUAUGCAAAAAUGGGUUUUUGGAUGAAGCAGUUGUUAUGCUUAAUGAAAUGAGCAAAGAUGGUAUUGAUCCUGAUAUUGUCACAUACUCUGCUCUUAUAAAUGGAUUUUGCAGGGUGGGGAGGUUGAAAACUGCUAAGGAGAUAGUAUGUAGAAUUUACCGAGCUGGUCUUAGUCCAAAUGGCAUCAUCUACUCAACCCUGAUAUACAAUUGUUGCAGGAUGGGAUGCUUAAAGGAAGCAAUAAGAGUUUAUGAAGCUAUGAUCCUUGAGGGCCAUACUCCAGACCAUUUCACGUUCAAUGUACUUGUUACUUCGCUGUGUAAAGCUGGUAAAGUGACUGAGGCAGAAGAAUUUAUGCGUUGCAUGACAAGUGAUGGUAUUCUUCCUAACGCAGUUAGCUUUGAUUGUCUUAUCAAUGGGUAUGGAAGCUCAGGUGAAGGGCUAAAAGCGUUCUCUGUAUUUGAUGAGAUGACCAAAGUAGGUCAUCACCCAACAUUCUUCACAUAUGGUAGCCUGCUCAAGGGAUUAUGCAAAGGUGGGCAUUUGAUAGCCGCAGAGAAGUUUCUGAAAAGCCUCCAAAAUGUCCCUGCAGCUGUUGAUACUGUAAUGUACAACACACUAAUCACUGCUAUGUGUAAAUCAGGGAACUUGGACAAGGCUGUCUCACUUUUUGGUGAGAUGGUGCAGCGAAGCAUUCUGCCUGACAGUUUUACAUAUACCAGUCUUAUUUCUGGGUUAUGUAGGAAGGGCAAGACCGUUAUUGCCGUACUAUUUGCUAAGGAAGCUGAGGCUCGAGGUAAUUUACUUCCCAACAAGGUGAUGUAUACCUGUUUUGUGGAUGGUAUGUUCAAGGCUGGCCAGUGGAAAGCUGGUUUUUACUUUCGGCAGCAAAUGGAUAAACUUGGCCUUACCCGUGAUGUUGUCACAACAAAUGCAAUGAUUGACGGUUACUCAAGGAUGGGGAAAAUAGAGAAGACACAUGGCCUACUUUUUGAGAUGGGGAACCAAAAUCAAGGUCCUAAUCUAACUACCUACAAUAUUCUUUUGCAUGGGUAUUCAAAGAGGAAAGACGUAUCAACAAGCUUUAUGCUGUAUAGAUCCAUGAUACUGAGCGGCAUUUUACCUGACAAGCUCACAUGCCAUUCUAUUAUUCUUGGGAUUUGUGAAUCCAACAUGUUGGAGAUUGGUCUUAAAAUCUUGAAAGCAUUCAUAUGCCGAGGUGUUGAAGUUGACAGGCAUACGUUUAACAUGCUAAUCUCCAAGUGCUGUGCAAAUGGAGAGAUCAACUGGGCAUUUGAUAUGGUUAAUGUCAUGACCUCUCUGGGAAUUUCCCUUGACAAAAAUACUUGUGACGCCAUUGUAAGUGUCCUCAACAGGAACCACAGAUUCCAGGAGUCUCGCAUGGUUUUGCACGAAAUGUCGAAGCAAGGGAUAUCUCCCGAGAGUAGGAAAUACAUUGGUCUGCUUAACGGUCUCUGUAGAGUGGGAGAUAUAAAGACUGCGUUUGUGGUGAAGGAAGAGAUGAUAGCACAUAAGAUAUGUCCGCCUAAUGUAGCUGAGAGUGCAAUGGUGAGAGCGCUUGCAAAAUGCGGUAAGGCUGACGAAGCUUCGCUACUUCUUCGGUCUAUGCUGAAAAUGAAGUUGGUUCCGACUAUUGCUAGUUUCACUACUCUAAUGCACUUGUUUUGCAAGAACGGUAAUGUUACAGAGGCCCUGGAAUUGAGAGUCGUCAUGAGCAAUUGUGGGCUGAAGCUUGAUCUCGUGUCGUACAAUGUAUUGAUUACUGGACUUUGCGCCAAAGGUGAUAUGGCAAUUGCAUUUGAACUCUUUGAAGAGAUGAAACGAGAUGGAUUUUUAGCUAAUGUGACUACUUACAAAGCUCUCGUCGGUGGAAUACUUUCCCAAGGAACCGAAUUCUCUGGGACUGAUAUCAUCUUGAAAGAUUUACUUGCAAGAGGAUUCAUAACAGCCAUGAGCUUGUCACAAGAUAAAACCUUGACAAUGGCCAUGGAGAAGCUGAAGGCCGUGCAAAAACAAGACAAGCAAGACAGUGAAGCUGCAACCUUACUGGCUCCUUUCUCUGACAAAUACAACUCAAAAACUAGACCAAAUGAGACUUUGAUUGAAUCUCUUAAAACUUCCAGAGACAAAGCAGCAGGAGGAACAAAGCUCUUAAUAGCUGGAACUGUGUUGUCAUUUCAUGUGCUGAAUUCACCUGUAAUCAAUCUGGACUCACCAAAGAUAAUGGUUCAGGGAAAAUGAUGCAGAGCCAUGGAAGCCAAAAAAGCUUCUUCUAUGUCUUUGAGGAAUCUUUUGAAGAAUAUGUCGGAACAACGAGAAACUAGUUGUUGUGUUGGGAUGGUGUCUGAUGGAUAUUGAUGCAGACAGAAUCUAACAGUUAGUCAGAUUUGCAUCACUGGAUUUGUUCCAUUUUACAGUACCCACUCGUGAGCCUCCUGUAACACAAAUAGUAUUAUAUGUUUAAAUGUGUUGAUUGUCUGUUAGUCUGCUAACACUUUUAUUUUACAUCAAAUAUGUAACAUGUUUAAGAUCAUUAUUAAUUUAUUAUAUCAAAAUCUGGUUACACCUAUUAGGAAUAAACAAAAUACUUUGUA
Molecule: messenger RNA, 10587 nt
Organism: Arabidopsis arenosa
Lineage: Eukaryota; Viridiplantae; Streptophyta; Magnoliopsida; Brassicales; Brassicaceae
Source: the annotation of a GenBank genome assembly